Molecule: messenger RNA, 1131 nt
Organism: Humulus lupulus (European hop)
Lineage: Eukaryota; Viridiplantae; Streptophyta; Magnoliopsida; Rosales; Cannabaceae
Exons: 5
Coding region: 1-1131 (376 amino acids)
Biological process (GO): DNA integration
Molecular function (GO): nucleic acid binding
Source: RefSeq, a predicted model, not a curated record
AUGGGUUCGAUAAGAACAUUUGAGCUAAAUCAACAAAUAAAGCAAAAGGGUAAGCUGAAUCAUUCAAUUGAAAAAAGCAAAGGUAUUGCAUUUAAAGUUUCUGAAAAAGAUGUUUCUGAUGAUGAGAAAGAUGAUGAAAUAGCCUUGUUAACAAGAAAUUUUCAAAAGUUCAUGAAAAAGAUUGGAAUAAAAAGAAUUUUUCAAAAACUCCAAAAGAAAGAGGAAAUUUUUUUGUGUUUAAACAAUACCUUGACUGAUGUCGAUAAAAAGGAAAUUGACUUGAAUUCAGACAAGUCAGAACUCAAUGAGGAAUCAUUGGCUGAAUCAUACAAGGUACUGUAUGGUAAGUGGUUACAGGUUUAUACUGAAAAUCGUUCCUUCGUUAAAAUGAAUAAAGAAUUAUCUCACAACAUCAAAGAUUUUGAAGAAAAGAAUAAAUGUUGUGAAUUUGAGUUGUGCUCAAAAAAUUCUGAACUUCUAUUUUUGACAAAAGAACUUGACAAAUUGAAAAGAAAUGUUAAAAUGCUAAAUCCAAGUUCUAACAUUUUUGAGGAGGGUUCUGUUUUUACAGCUGAACAUGCUGUUUCUACAGAAAUGAAGCAGUCAGCUGCUGCUUCUCAAAUGUGGUAUUUUGACAGUGGUUGUUCCAGGCACAUGACAGGUGAUAGAGAUUUUCUUGUCAAUAUUAGACCAAUACAAUGUGGAGAAGUUACUUUUGGUAAUGGUCUAGCUGGAAAUGUCAUAGGGAUGGGAACUCUUAAUUUUGAAGGUCUACCCAGGCUUAAGAAUGUAAUUUUGGUUGAAGGACUAAGAACUAAUCUUCUUAGCGUUAGUAAAAUUUGUGAUAAGGGUUACACUGUUAAUUUUGAUAGUAAUCGUUGCUCUGUUGUUAAUGACCAAGAUUUUUUUAGAGAAGAAUCUUAUACAUUUUAUGCUUUUAAAUCUCUUUGUUUGAAAUUGUGUGUGGAAAAAUAUUGUAAUAUUGGAAAGAUUGUUCGAAUUAGGAGUGAUCAUGGAAAAGAAUUUGAAAAUACUGUUUAUGAUGAGUUUUGCAAAUCUAAAGGUAUUUCUCAUGAAUUUUCUGCUCCUAAAACUCCUCAACAAAAUGGAGUCGUUGAAAGAAAGAACUGA